CAGGCUCGGAUUUUAACGGCACGAACUGAUUUUAAAACAAAAAAAACAAUUUUUGAUAAGAAAAAAAACUUUAACUCAUUAAAGACUGUGAUUCACAAUAAAAUCAAAAAGUAAGAAACAAUUAAGAAAAAAAAAAUAAAACCAAAGACAACGAGAUCCAAAGAUUCCAAUAUUCUCAGAAAAUAGAAAAAUUGUCUUUCAUAGUGUUAUUUUUUUGUGUGUUUGUAAUAAGUGAUGUAGAUUCAUUUUUGAUAGAAACAAAAAAAAAUUAAAAAAGUAAUUAAAUUAGUACAAAAAAAGUAAAUUUAAAAAAAAAUUAGUGGCCCCUCAUCAACAUCUCAAUACAUGAGAAGAAUUGACCGAAUGGCGGCACUUUCUACCUUAACCCCAAAUGUGUCUCUUGAUAUUUAUCAAAGCACCCAAAAUAUCGACGCAUUAGUCGAGACAGCAGCUUCUGCAAUUCAGAGACGUGUCUCGCUGACAAAUUAUUUGAACAAUUUAGGCGGAAAUUUUGAUUUGUUUCAGUCUUUUGAUGGGUUUAAUGAGCAGGAAUUGAUUGGCGGACAUCAGUUCGAAGAGCCACACUAUCGUCAACCAUCCAUUCAACAACCAACACCCAUCAAUACUUCCGCCAAUCACGUGUUCAAUCAUUCACUGGACUCCCUUUUGUCCCCAAAAGAUUUUGAAAUAAUGCCCGCUACGCCCGACCUAAUGGUUUCGCGUAAACGUCGCGUUGACUGGAACACUGAAGAUGCCCUCACGGAUUUCUCGUCUGACUUUAGUAACAGCAAUUCGCCCAAGGUGCUUUUAAAAGAAGACGCUUCACCCGUUUACGGCAAUGAAAAUGUCGCAAGUAACUUUACGACGUCACAUGAGCAACCAGCAAAACGCCUCAAUAAAGGGCAACAAGGUCGUUUAACAUGGCCCGAUGACUUGGAAUUGGAUUUACAACAAGAAAUUUCGAACAGCAUCUAUAACGGUGACUCCUUAUUCAACUUUUCGGGCCUUACGGUGUUCAAACGUGAAUUUACCCAACCGACUCCCGAAAAUUAUUCGCCAAAUUGCGUAAAUGACGAUCCGCAACAGCAACAAUUGAUCAAUAAUUCGCGUAAUGAUGGUUGUUCCGGCAAUCGGCAGCAACAACAAGCGAUGCAAUCUGGUUUCAUGGGUACUGGAUCGACUGCUGGAGGAAGUGCUGGCAGUAGUGACAUGAAUCCGGGUCAGAAUUUCAAUUCGCCCAAUCAAUAUGAGAAUAAUGGAAGUCCUCCGCAACCGCCCCCGCCCCCCAUGGAGAUCGGAAAUGCAAAUUCUCGUGAGUCCUAUGGGCAAUUUGAGUAUAUGUUGAAAGCUGCAACAGCAAUUGGACAAAAACACAACGAAGACAGCUUGACGUAUCUCAACCAGGGACAGAGUUACGAGAUAAAAUUCAAGAAAACCGGCGAUUUGGGGGCUUUGCGAGGCAAAUUGUUGAAAAGUGUCAUCAAAAUUUGCUUUUAUGAGCGCCGUUUGCAGUACAUGGAAAAAGAACAGAUGCGCCAAUGGCAGGAAACCCAUCCGAAUGAUCGUGUUUUGGAGUUGGAUGUUCCUCUGAGUUACGGGAUUGUCCAUUUUAAUCAACCCGCGAACUUUAGUUUUAGCAAUAUGAUCGAAGUUUUGUGGGAUCCGCAACAGGAUUGUGGCGUUUACAUCCGAGUUAAUUGCAUUUCGACGGAAUUUACGCCCAAAAAGCAUGGCGGCGAGAAAGGCGUUCCGUUCAGAAUUCAAGUUGAAACGUACGAGGACAACGUUUACGGCGCCAAUAAGCCUCUCAAACCUCUUCACGCAGCGGCUUGUCAAAUAAAGGUUUUUAAGUUAAAAGGAGCCGAUCGCAAACACAAACAAGAUAGAGAAAAAAUAAUGAAACGUCCUCCUUCGGAGCAGGAAAAGUAUCAAAGAAGUUACGAAUACACAAUUUUGCAUGAAAUUUCACUUGAGCAUCUCUACAGCAUGAUUCCCAAUUGUUACAGUCCGGAAUCGAUUAAAAGAAAUAUUUCUCCGGCAUCUGAUUCACCAAAUCAAUAUCUUUCCAAGUACGAUGCGUUAGUUCCCUUUGGUGCGGGGGUUCAAACAGGAGGAUUGAUGCGCACAGAUAGCAUGACAUCGACCAAUGGCUUAUUGAAGCCCGACGAAAGUGAGAUAAUUAAUCUCAAUAAAAUGGAUUAUGAGGAAUAUAUAACGCCCAUUUCGGCAGAAUUCUCUCCCGUACAAGUUGCACAUUGGCUCGCCCAACAACGUUUAUCGAAAUUCACGAAUGCUUUUUCACGUUUUUCAGGCGUUGAUCUUCUUAGAAUGACAAAAGAAGACCUCAUCCAAAUCUGCGGCUUGGCUGACGGCAUUCGCAUGUACAACAUCAUCCAUUCGAAGAGCAUCUCGCCCCGUCUCACAAUUUACGUAACGUUGGACAACGCCGUCUAUCACGCCAUUUACUUGCACAGCUAUUCCAUCAAGGAAUUGUUCCAAAAGUUGCAUAAAGUGCCCGGAUUCGUUGAGCCGCCAUCGUCGCCGUGGGAUCUGCAAACGAAAUAUUCCGACAGCAACAACAGUCUCGUCGAUGCCGUCAAAAUGAACUUAUUCAUGAUUGGUCCGGCGAAUGUGCAAGUGAUGCUAACUGACGAGGUAUUGAGCAACGUGAAAAAUGACUCGCUUUUCGCGGUUGAAUCACAAAACGGAAAAAUUUUGAUGAGACCCGAAGUUGUAAUGAGCCAUUAAAAAAAUGAAAAAAAUGAAAGAAGAAAAUUUGAAACGGUGACGGAAUUUUUUUUAUAUUUUUUUUUUCUAGUGAGUAAUUUCGGUUAAAAGGAUUUUUUGCAUAAUUUUUUGUUUCUAAGAAUAAAUCUACAUAAAAAUAAUUUUUUUAAUUUUAAGAUUUUUUUAAAGUAUUUUUUUAAUGUUUGUCAAAUCAAUGAAAGACAAUUUUUAAUAAGUGCCUAAGUAAAUAAAAUUAGCUUUAAGUCACAUAAAUAUUAAUGAAAAAUAGUAGAGAGUUUCAAAAGGCUUCACCUUACUUUUUGAUUUAAUUUAGUCCAUAAAUUUAGAAUUUUCACCCAAUUUUAUAGUACUAGAUUUUAAUUUUUACUAAAAAAAAAUAUAUUUUUAUA
Messenger RNA from Culicoides brevitarsis, 3137 nucleotides. RefSeq names its product transcription factor CP2 (gene gem). Gene Ontology annotation, biological process: regulation of transcription by RNA polymerase II. The coding region runs from base 346 to 2748 and encodes 800 amino acids. Lineage: Eukaryota; Metazoa; Arthropoda; Insecta; Diptera; Ceratopogonidae. Gene Ontology annotation, cellular component: nucleus. The record is from RefSeq and is a predicted model, not a curated record. The transcript is spliced from 8 exons. Gene Ontology annotation, molecular function: DNA-binding transcription activator activity, RNA polymerase II-specific; RNA polymerase II cis-regulatory region sequence-specific DNA binding.